Molecule: messenger RNA, 216 nt
Organism: Ilex paraguariensis (yerba mate)
Lineage: Eukaryota; Viridiplantae; Streptophyta; Magnoliopsida; Aquifoliales; Aquifoliaceae
Source: the annotation of a GenBank genome assembly
AUGCAGCCGAGGACAAAAGAUAGAACAUCUUCAUUGGAGGAGCUGCGGCUUAGAUACUUUACUCCAAGGGAGGUUGCCAAUAUGCAUUCUUUUCCAGAGGAUUUUCAGUUUCCAAAACACAUAAGCCUUCGACAGCGUUAUGCAUUGCUGGGGAACAGUUUAAGCGUGGCAGUGGUUGCUCCAUUACUCCAAUAUUUAUUCGCGGAACCAUUAUGA